AAUUGGAUAGUUUAAAUAUUUUUUACAACAUAUUUGAUGUUAGGUAGGUAAAUAUAAAAUUAUUUAUUAUUGAUUACUUAACACCGUAAAUAGAUAAGGUAUUAAUAUUUUAUAAUACUAUUAAAUUGUGAACUGGUGAGUACUUCAGAUUAAAAGACGUUCCCUUAAAGUCAUCUGAUCCAAUAGAUUUCGAGAUGUCCAGAAAACGAACAAGAAGUCAUUCAGAAGAAAUGAAUUCCCCGCGUUUGCCCUUACAAUUACCACACUUGUCAUCGCAUUGUGGACCAGCGCUUUUCAGCGAUGAGUUGGAAGCGUAUAGGAUCAGAGAAGCAUGCGAUUAUGCUCAAAAAAUUACAUACGAAGUGGCGAAGUGUGGGAGAUCACCUAGGCGAAUAAGAGUCUACGCUGACGGUAUUUAUGAUUUGUUCCAUCAAGGCCAUGCUAGGCAGCUAAUGCAGGCUAAAAACGUUUUUCCUAAUGUCUAUCUGAUUGUUGGCGUUUGCAGUGAUGCGUUAACGCAUAGCCAAAAAGGUCGUACUGUUAUGAAUGAGGAAGAAAGGUAUGAAGCUCUCAGGCAUUGUCGUUACGUCGACGAAAUUGUUAGGGACGCCCCCUGGGAAGUGACUGAAGAUUACAUUAAAAAACACAAAAUCGACUUUAUCGCCCAUGAUGAUCUACCUUAUGGCUCAGAUAGCAGCAACGAUAUCUAUGCCCCUUGGAAAGCUAAAGGAAUAUUCGUAGCGACUGAAAGAACUGAAGGUGUGUCGACAUCAGAUAUAGUUGCACGAAUAGUAAGAGAUUACGAUAUAUAUGUAAGGAGAAACUUGGCGAGGGGAUAUUCCGCCAAAGAUUUAAAUAUUUCCUACCUCAGUGAAAAGAAGAUAAGGUUGCAGAAUAAAAUGCACGACCUAAAAGAUAAAGGAAAAAGAGUUCUUGAUACCAUAGGUGAACGGAAGGGUGACAUAAUCGCUAAAUGGGAAGAAAAAUCUAGGGAAUUCAUCGAAAACUUCUUACUGCUUUUUGGACGUGAAAGAUUAACCAACAUUUGGAACGAAAGCAAAGGAAAAAUUUUGAGUGCUUUAAGCCCGCCCGUAUCUCCGCAUCCCCCUGCCAGUCCAACGUCCAGCGAAGGAGAGUUUGAUUUUUCGGAGGACGGUAUGCCCCCUCUCAAAUCACCACGAGUCGAGUCCCCUUCGCCUCCUUCUUCUUCGUCCGCGUCGAGAAAUAAUUAUUACAGUGUGGAGGAUUAUAGCGACGAGGAAGAGAUUUCAUUGCCAAUAAAAAAUGGAAAAUUAUAAUAUUGAACGGGUGUCUUAGUUGUUUAAAAUCGUUAGUGCUUGUUGAAUGUGAUGCUGUCUUGGUUUCUCAUUUUUACAAUAUAAUCUUUUUUGAAAAGAAAACGUAUUAUAUCCUGCAGCCAAAAAGUUUAAUACCAACUUUAAUAAAAUUAUUCAUAGAUCGGUAUUUUACAUCGACAAUAUACAAGUUUUUAGAAUAUACUGGUCAACAAGUCACUAAUGACACGUGCUUGUGUAUUCUUAGUAAAACCGAAGCGUAGUAAUACUAUAGAAAUUAUUUAUUCACACCAGGUAUAAAUUUUAGAAGUCAUUCGUAAUAAUUAACACAAAAUAAUUAACGUAAAAUAAAAUGUAUAUACCAAAGUAAAAUGGUUACCCUACAUCGCUGUUUCUGAUUUUUGUUUCAGUUCAGUUUUUUACAGUAAAAUGCAGCAAAAUUGUCCCAAAAUUCGCGUUUCCUAAAUAAAUGUCAACUUUGUGCAAGUAUUGUUUUUUAGUUUUGCUUCGAUUAUAUCCCUAUGAGAACAACGUAUCAGAUCCAAUUUUUAAACAGUUUUGAAAAAUAUGUGGACUCGUAUCUAGUUGGGAUUGAGAAUUUUAAAUUUAGAGUUGAAGUUACCUGGAGUAGGUACAUCCUUGUUCCAGCAACUAAAUUUGCCAAGAAAAUAUAUAGAACCUGUGUUUAGUUUAGGUACGUUACGUUACCUACGGUAGGUCUCUAUCAGAAUAACUAAACUGAUUAUUUUGAGAAAUUUGUCAAAUGGCUAGGCAUAAACUUACAAUUCAGUGACAGAGGAAUGUUGCUUUCGUGAAAUAAAGUAUUAAUUUUAUCGGAUACAUCCUUCCAAUCAUAAAUCAAUCCGUCUGAUUUCACAAGCCAUUUUCAAAAUAAUUUCUUUCUCGAAUCAUUUUACUCGAAUUUGCCAUUACUCAUUUCUGCAGUCAACAAAUAAUGCGUAUUUUAUUCAUCUAGGAAUGGCACCUUCAUACUGUAGUAUAAAGGUGCCAUACCGUUCUUCACUCUUUCCAUAUAGUGGUCAUUUUCUUAGUAUUUGAAAAUCAGUGUGCUGAAACCACUGCGCCUCUUGUUGUAGAAGAUUCAAUAGCCUUUGUAUUUGUGUUUUCCUUUAUAGAAAUUUUUUUCUGCUGGUUUGUUUUAACUUGUUUUGGUUGGAUACUAUCAUCUUCUUCUUCAUCCAGUUACUUCCAUCCAGACCUUCUUUUCCAGUUACGUUUUUUCCAGCGAUACUUCGUCCGGUAACCUCGUACCGGUAACCGGUAACUUCGUCCACUAUAACUGUUCGUAAUCUAUCGUACAACAUUCUCAAAAAAAGAUUCUUCAAAAAGUGAAACCAGAUACUGCUAUGUCACGGGUUGAUAUUUUUGUCGCUAGUUUAAGUUAUAGCGUGUAUAUUUUUCCAACUUGGACUUACUUGCCCUAAUUUAUAAUAUUGAUUUUAUUAUUUUUGAUACGCUUGUGUUAAGCUAUCUUUCUAAAACACAAAUUUAGAUCAUUAACUCUUAUAUAAACAAGAAGACUAUUAACAGAUCGACUUUAAUCAUGCAAUUCAUCUCAAAGAAAAAAAAGAAAUGUUUGGGUUCAUUAGUAAGCUAUGUUGACUGUCUAAUAAGAAAUAAUAAUUUAUUUUUCUCCAAUUUCAAUAGAAGUAACCACCUCUCUUCUUUUAGUACUAGUCCAAGAGGCAGCGCUGAAAAAUCUCUUUGAAUUUACUAAAGCUAGAUUUUUCACAGUUGAUUACUGUGAUUGUGUAGAGAAACAUACUGCGGUCGGUCAAGCGAAACGUAGAACAGGGGUUACUGAGAGGGUAUCAAAAUUGCUUUCCUACGAAGGUAAUUAAAUCCAUUUACUAAGGCUGAAAAUCAGUACACACAUUCUAAUUUAAUUGAUGCUUCCGAAGUCAAACGGUGUAAGUCACAUUCUCCCUAAAAAUGACUUAUGAGAUGUAGCACAUAUUAUUACACCACAUUCACAUAGCAAAUUCCCAACUAUAAACAAACGCACGUGUUACUAUUCGCCCGCUCAUUCGUCAAGAGACUAUUAAAUCUAAUUUAUUGCCAUAAACGAGGCGGAUUCUCAUUUUACAGAUCCAAACUGGUCAGUGUGCAAAUUCAAAUUGUAGGUAACGUGUUGGCUUUUAAGAUACACUUCAGGACGACCCUGUUUAGCUUCCAUGCGCGUUUGUUUACAGUUGGGAAUAUGUAAACUGAAUGGACUGUAUAUGUAAUAAUAUUAUAAUUUCCUUGUUUGUAUUUAUGAAUAUAUUACCCAUAAUAUGAUAAAUAAAGACGGUUUAUUUGUUUUUAAUAACUACUUAUAUUUCUGCAACUACUUUCAGAAACAUCUUAGUAUCUCAUUUUAAACACUUACACCGAUUGGCUUCUGAGGCAUCGAAAUAUAAAUAAGUUAUUAUAGUCGGUCGGCCCCAGUGAAUGUACAGGGUUAUUCACUAUAUUUUGAUCCCCUUGUAAACUGCUUUAUUUACAGAAUUAGAAAAAAAUGUAAAAUACAAAUUUUAUUCGAUUUUUAAAUUAUGAUUUUUUGACAUAUAUAUCGUAGUAGUGACGUCAUCCAUUUGGGCGUGAUGACGUAAUCGACUAUUUUUUUUAAUAUGAAUAGGGGUCGAAUGCUAGCUCAUUUGAAAGGUUAUUCAAUUCCCUAUUCAGUAAUAUAAACAUUAACAUGAUUAAUUAUACAGGGUGUCCAAAAAAAUUGUUUUUAAAUCAAUUAAUUGUUUAAUAAUAAUUAAAACAAAAUUUUGGACACCCUGUAUAAAUAAUGAUCUUAAUGUUUAUAGUACUGUAUAGAGAACUGAAUAACCUUUCAAAUGAGCAAGCACACGACCCCUAUUCUCAUUUAAAAAAAUAGUCGAUUACAUCAUCACGCACAGAUGGAUGACGUCACUAUUACGAUAUAUAUGUCAAAAAAUCAUAAUUAAAAAAUCGAAUAACUUUUGUAUUUUACAUUUUUUCUAAUUCUGUAAAUAAAGCAGUUUACAAGGGGGUCAAAAUAUAGUGAAUAACCCUGUACAUUCAUUGGGGCCGACCGACCGGCUCUGUCCCGUCAUACAGCUGACCGACUAUAAUAACUUUUAUUUAUAUUCAAUUUAGAAUGUGUGUACUGAUUUUCAGCCUUAGUAAAUGGAUUUAAUUACCUUCGUAGGAAAGAAACUUUGAUACCCUCUCAGUAACCCCUGUUCUACGUUUCGCUUGACCGACCGCAGUAUGUUUCUCUACACAAUAACAGUAAUCAACUGUGAAAAAUUUAGCUUUAGUAAAUUCAAAGAGAUUUUUCAGCGCUGCCUCUCCGUCUAUACCUUGUCCGAUUAUCGAACGUUGGCGAUCGUAUUGGCAAUAAAAUAAUACCUUUAAUAUUGUUCUGAACUUAUUUGCUUGUGAUAUAUUAAUGAAAUUUAGUAAUUUUGUUGGGAAUAAGCCACAAUUUUACUUUAAAAUUGUUUGACGUUUCGAUUUCUACUUCGGAAAUCUUUCUCAGUGUUUUGUAUUUUGAGAACGAUUUCCGAAGUGGAAAUCGAAACAUCCAAUCAUUUUAAAGUAAAAUUGUGUUUUAUUCCUAACGAAAAAAACAAAAUUACAAUAAUAAUAACUUGUCUACUGCAACUAUGAUGUAUGUCUCUUGAUACCACUCUGGGUGAUUUCGGAGCCAAGAUGUUCUGCUUCGGUCUGGUCCUCUUCUUUUGAAGACCUUGCCCUGUAUUAUGAGGUGUAGAAGUUUUUACCUCUCUGAAUAUGUCAUUACAUGGCCGAAAUAUAACUUUCGAAUUUUUAUUGGUUUUAUUAUUUCUGUGAUCGUUUUCAUUCGUUGUAAAACUAUUUAAGUUCUUAUUUGAUCAACCCACCUUAUCCGCAAUAUUCGUCGGUAGAUCCACAUCUCACAGGCCUCCAUUUCUUUCAUUAGUGUCUCUGUAAGCGUCCAGCUCUCCAUGCCAUACAGCAUUGUGGAGAAUAUGUAGCAGCGUAUUAAUCUGAUUUUAAGGUCUAAUGUAAAAUCUCUAUUAAUGAGAAUUUUCUUUAGUUUAUAGAAGGCAGCUCUGGAUUUUCGUAUUCGUAUUUAUUUGUUUAUAUCCCAGUUAUCGUUAACGUUGGCGUCCAAAUAGGCUAUAUUGUGGACUCUUUCUAACUGUUCGAUUCGCUCUGAUUUUCAUUGCUUCUAACUCCGUUUUGCCUACAAUCAUAAUAGUCCAAGAGGCAGCGCUGAAAAAUCUCAUUGAAUUUAUUAAAGCUAAAUUUUUCACAGUUGUUUACUGUGAUUGUGUAGAGAAACAUACUGCAAUCGGUCAAGCGAAACGUAGAACUGGGGUUGACUGAGGGGGUAUCAAAGUUGCUUUUCUACAAAGGUAAUCUGAAGGUAAGGCUGAAAAUAGUACACACAUUGUAAAUUAAAUAUAAAUAAAAGUUAUUAUAGUCGGUCAGCUGUAUGUACAGGGUUAUUCACUAUAUUUUGACCCCCUUGUAAACUGCUUUAUUUACAGAAUUAGAAAAAAAUGUAAAAUACAAAAGGUAUUCGAUUUUUAAAUUAUGAUUUUUUGACAUAUAUAUCGUACUAGUGACGUCAUCCAUUUGGGCUUGAUGACGUAAUCGACUAUUUUUUUUUAAAUGGGAAUAGGGGUCGAGUGCUAGCUCAUUUGAAAGGUUAUUCAAUUCCCUAUUCAGUAAUAUAAACAUUAACAUGAUUAAUUAUACAGGGUGUCCAAAAAUUUUUUUAAAUUAAAUUAAUUGUUUAAUUAAUAAUUAAAAAAAGAAUUUUGGACACCCUGUAUAAAUAAUGAUCUUAAUGUUUAUAGUACUGUAUAGAGAAUUGAAUAACCUUUCAAAUGAGCAAGCACACGACCCCUAUUCUUAUUUAAAAAAAUAGUCGAUUACGUCAUCACGCCCAGAUGGAUGACGUCACUAGUACGAUAUAUAUGUCAAAAAAUCAUAAUUAAAAUAUCGAAUAACUUUUGUAUUUCACAUUUUUUUCUAAUUCUGUAAAUAAAGCAGUUUACAAGGGGGUCAAAAUAUAGUGAAUAACCCUGUACAUUCAUUGGGGCCGACCGACCGGUACUGUCCCGUCAUACAGCUGACCGACUAUAAUAACUUUUAUUUAUAUUCAAUUUAGAAUGUGUGCACUGAUUUUCAGCCUUACUAAAUGGAUUUAAUUACCUUCGUAGGAAAGCAACUUUGAUACCCUCUCAGUAACCCCUGUUCUACGUUUCGCUUGACCGACCGCAGUAUGUUUCUCUACACAAUCACAGUAAUCAACUGUGAAAAAUUUAGCUUUAGUAAAUUCAAUUAAAUUUUUCAGCGCUGCCUCUCCGUCUAUAAGUUUUGUCAUAUCAAAAUUAAGUUUUAACCCAUAUUCAACAGAUGUUUCGGUCACCCUGUUUAUAAGUCUUUGCAACUCUUUUUCAUUGGAGGCCAGCAGUACCUUGUCGUAUACGUAUAUGAGUAACAACUUUUUUAAGUGUUCAAUAUCUCGUUACAUCGUAUUAAAUUAAAAAGGUAAAAAUCAAAAUGCUCAAAAAUAUGUCAAAACAAUCACACAAUACAAAAUCGGGAUCUGUACUUUUAAUAAAAUAUUACAAAAGAUUCAUAAUAAUUUAAAUUUAAAACAGAUAAUUUAAAUUAUUUAUUAUCAUUUACAGUGCAUAUGUGUUGAUAGCUUGCUCUGUAUAAUUUAGCAUUUUUUGUGGCAACGUAUAGUGAAUUAAGUUUUUACAUAUAUGUUGUAUAUUUUAAUAGAAAUUACCUUUAAAAGUAGUUAUAGCAAAUCAAUCAUUAGGCUAAACGUUCGGUAACCAACGCAUUUGCGGCAUCAAGACGAAUGUAUAGAAAAUGGUAUAAGUACUGUAUUGUAUAGUUAAAUAGUAACAUAUUUUAACUAGUAUUUUUUGUAUUAAGAUUUAUAUCUGGUGUUAGUUUACUGUGAUCGACUACUCUAUUUAAGAACGUAGUUUAUUGUAUCGGCAAAAGAUAAAAAAAUAUGCCUUUUUGGGAUUUAGCAACAUUCCUUGAAGGAUUUUGCGUUUGUUGCCAGUUAUUUAUUUUUAUUAAUCAUACUGUGCCAAAAACUAAAAUAGUUCCGAAAAUGUUAGUUAUUAUCAUUAAGAAAUUAUUAGGUUUUGGAUUUAAUAGGUAUGAUACAUAUCUAAAAAAUAUUAAAACUCAUCAUGUUUAUUAUCAAAAACGAAACACUGCAUAACAUCAUUUUUUUAAAUUGUUUUCAAAAUGGUUUCCUUGUUAAGGUUAUCUUAUUUUUUUUCCUUCGCUCGUUCCCGAUGACGGAGUUGAUCAAGACUAUGACUCCAGUUGUAUAAGUACCCAAGUUGUAGUAUGCAACCAUGAAAUUUUUAGAAAUUCCUUUGUUUUCGUAUGUUGGCCAUUUUAUUUCACUGUUUUGAGGAUUUCACAUUCGUUCCUUAUUUUGUUUAAAAACUCGAUCUAGAUGACCUUAUAUUUAAAAUAGACUAAAAUUUAAUGCAAAUCUAGAUUGCAGUAGUUCUUACUCAAAAUUGGAAGUAAAUACCAGGGAAAUCAAAAAGUUUCAUGCCAAUCUUCAGGAAUUUGAUUUUAGAAGGAUUCUAAUACCUGUUCUUGUGGUAUGUUAUAUAGUUCCUCUAGGGAUUUUUCUUUGAUGUUUCCAACCCAGUCAAACCUCUACAUUUUCAAGGAUCUUAUCAUGGGAUAAGUCAAUAAGGCUAGGUCAGGGGGAUAGGGGAACUGAGAGCUGAUAUUAUUGCUAUUUUUUAUGCAGUAAUCUCAAACUAGCAGCGCAGACUCAACUGGUGCGUUGUCAUAGUGUGAUAUUCACUCCCUACCUCGCCACAGCUUCGGUCUCUUUCUUCAGAGUUGCCAGAUUGGGGUAUUCCCCCCCCCCCCCAUUUUUGGGGUAAUUUGAAAGCGUCUGUAAUUUUAACGGGUAAUAAUAACGGGUCCGUAAUUUAGGUAAUUUUAACGGUCAUGGUAAAUUAAAUUUGCGAAUAUACAUAGAAAGAACUAUAUCGCACCUCCGCUCAAAGAGUGUCAUAAGUCAAAAAAGCUAAAUUUCGAGAAAACGACGUUUAAAGUUUGUCCUACAACAUUUUCGGGUUUAAUUCAAAAACUAUUAAAAUUAGAAUAAUAACAACUAUUUCAGUCAGUUACAAUGGUUUAUGGAGGCUCUAUAAAAUAGCAUACCUAUUAGUCAUAUAAAAAAUAUUAAAAAAAAAUUUUUUUUGUUGUGACACUUGAAGUACAGAAUUUAAUAUCAUUAUUAUUAUCUGGUUAACAGACUUAUACUUUUUAAUGAUGUAACUUUAAAUACAAGUAACAACAUUAAACACAAAAUACUGCAAAAAGAAAGAUAAGUGAUAAAUGUGUCACUUUUCUUGAGCACAUACGCAGAUUGUUUUGAAUAAAGUAAUCACAUAUUAUACUGUCUUAACUCGACAAACGACGCUUUAUACACAUCUUAGAUGAACAAACGCUUUGCACAAAUCGAUAUGUGACACUGUUUGUGUUCGGUGCGUCAUUGAUUUUGGAUAAUCUUAUAAUGACACUAGUGUCAUCUAACGAUAAAUAUUGACCCAUAGACGUGACAUUUUGUGAGAUAGAAGUUUAUACAUCGUUUUAUUAAACUGUUGGUGCAAUAAAAUCGAUUUUAAAAUUUUUUGAGUUAUGACACUCUUUGAGCGGAGGUGCGAUAUAUUCUACACUCAUAUAAUCGAAGACGAUAAAGCCUAUGAAUUAUUUCAACGCCCUCUGUUGAUAAGUAGUAUAACUUUGGUUUACUGUUCUCUACAUUUGACUACUACUAAUUCAUUAGCUUUGUUCGCGGAAACAGUUCAUGACUGUUUUCUGACUGAUUCGCAUGCGAAAUUCCGUUUUUAGGCGCUUGAAAAUGGAACUGCGCAUGCGUAUUAGUCAGAAACCAGUUGUGCACUGUCUCCUCGAACAAAGCUAUUAAAUUGCGGUACAAAUUUAAAUUAGUGGGAUUUGAGCUUCAAUUUGGGGGAAUUUCAAUUUAAAAGUGUGGGAUUUAGAAAAUCACAUCUGGCAACUCUGCUCUUCCUUCGCACAGCCUCACUAAUUUUCCAGCGUUUGAAGGCAACAAAAACAUUUCAUCCCGUAGAAUAAAAUCGUAGUCAACAAUAUCCUUAUGUCCGAUUUCAUCUGCCGUGCUUGCUCUGCUGACUUACAUUGAUAACAAUGGAAGUCAAGAAUUUAUUGGAGGAAUCUCUAGAGAGCUCCUUUAUUUUUACAUCAUAGCCGUCUACCCAAAUAUAUUACACCACCUUUAUUGAUAUAUAAAGUAAAUAUAUUUUAUUCAUUAAGUCUCAAUCACCACCUUUGGUGGUGAUGCGUUUCAAAAAGCUUUUUAUCAACAUUUAUCAUUUUAAGAAGUUACUGAGUCUGAGUUGAUUUCACUCUAAUGCCCGACUUUGAAUAAAAUUUGUGUUUAGUUUACACACAAAUUUUAUUCAAGGUCGGUCUUGAGACUCGACUAUAAAUACGGGCACUAGAUCAACAGCCUGUCAUUCAUUCCUAACCUCCUCUUGUAACGUUUAAAAAAUUUAGUUAGAAGUAGUAACACAAAAAUAAAACCUUGUACAAACCCGUCACUCUCUAUUUAAUUAAACUCAUUUUAAUAAUACCAUUGCAAAGACGAAAGCAAUUAAGCAUCUGAAUAUAAAAAAAAACAGAAAAGUUGUGUCUGUCACAUUAAACAAGGCGGCCAACCUCAAUACGCCAUGUUGCGACGUUGCCAGGUAAUUCAAACGUCAUGAAAUUAGAUCAUCCUCGUAAUAGGGAACUUGUACAUUUUUUUUAUUACAUAAUAAUGUCCAGUUUUGUAUAAAAAUGAGAUUUUGAAAAUUUCACGCUUCAAAAACUCAUAAUAACUUAGAAGUACAAAUUUAAAAGUCUUCUGUAUUUUAAAAUAGUUCAAACGACCCGUGACGUCACAUAGUUUAACCAUAUGGUUCAGUUUAUGGUUAUAUUUAGGUAUAUUCUUCUGCUUCUUCUUUAGUUUAUUGGCCUCCACCUACUUGGGUAUUUGGCCAGCUCGUCGUCGCGGAAUAAAGGAAAAAUAUUUAAAUUCUAAUGACAUUUAUCGUAUGUCUUUUUAAUAAUAUAUACCAGUUUUUUGAGAUUGGAGUUUGAUAUAGUUAUUGAAGGAAAGGAAAGAAGGUUUACUAUGGAAAAUAAAACCAUUUUGUAAAAGUACAUAUUUUCUAUGAAUAGUUCAAACGAUCAAAAAUACUUGUAACGUCACAUAACUGCAUUUUCUACUGGCGUUUAUAAUGUCUAAUUUAAAUUUAUAUACAAUUUUGUUUACUUUGUUGGUUCAGAAUGUAAACAUAUAGCCCGAUGACGUCACGACGCGUUUUGGGCUGGCUGAUAUCAUUUGAAUUUUUAAUCGUCUUUAGGGGCCAAUCGAAAAAGAAACAAAACUUUUUUAUCUUUGAUACAUGUUUUAAAUUAUGUUCUGUUGUGAUUUAUAGCAUUUUUUUCGAAUUUAAAAUUUUAUGCAAGUUCCCUAUUGUCUGGGGACUUUCUUUUUCUGAUGUCUGAAGUUUAUUUUUGCUCUUUGCUAAUAACGGAGUUUAACAUUUGACAGGAAAUUACACGGUCGUCUUCUUUCUAGUCUAAUAAUAUUAUUAUAUACAUUAUUAUAAUACUUAUACAUGUAAUUCUAUACAUAAUUAUACAAACUGUGUGGUAACAAAAACUAAACUUCUCACAGUUAAAAAUUAUUUGAAAGUAUUUUCUGAAAGAUAAUUUUAGUAGGAAAUAACUUAACCAAAUAAUAAUAUAUAGGAAUAAAUAAACCAAAGAUCCUUAAAGACUACUUAACUCUAAUAUUUUUAUCCCUUUCAACGAAUUGUUGCUAAAUUCUUUAUAGUUUGUUCUCUGCAUGCUUGCUGUUAACAAAUUAUUGCCUUACCUAUUAAUUGUUAAUGUUUGUAAUAUAAUUAGUCUUUUAAUGGGUAAAUUUGUUGUUGGGGAAAAUAUUGAUUGAGCUUAAUACUAACGAUAUAAUGUAAAUAUCAAUUGGAUAUGAGAUUUGGUUCAGCCUUAAACAAAAAACACGAGUUGUGGAAAAAAAGCUCACAUCAUGUAUGAUUGCUACUUCUUGUCGGAGUCAUAUAUUUCAUAUUGCAUAGGAGUAAGGAAGCUACACCAGUUUCCCGGGGUCUAAAGAAUUUUUAGGUAAAAUGACCAAAAUUAGCAAAAAUUUGUAUUCUAAUCUGAGGAAGGAUUUUUUAUGAAUUUUAAAACUUUUCCUAAAUAAAGAAUAUAACAACUGGUUAACAGUUUAUCACGUAUCGUGCCUUGAUUAAACGCCUCGAACCUUGCUUGAAUGAUUCACUUUUUCCCAUGAUACUACCAGAUCAGAUGUAAAUAUUAUUCAAAAAACGCUAGUGACACUCUCGUGCAUAUUAGUUAUUAUCACCUUCAAUAUAAUAUAUUUCUCCCUUAUCCUACAAUGCUUCUUCCUAAUCUUACACUGCUCUAAACAGCACUGGAAGCCUUUCUCUGUCAGGUCCACCAAGACAGCUCCUGCUUUCUUUUUCACUGUUUCACACAUUUUCACAGAUUUCAACAGAUUCACAUAUUUUAUUUAAUUAAUUUUUUAAUGCUAAUUUCAUCUUAGGGAAUGAUCUAACAAUGGGCUGCUGUAGUUGGCGUAGAACCUCUUGACAAAUAAUACGGAAUGAGUCUGUGCAUUGUGUUUGUUGUUAAUCUAUGACUUUGUUCCCAUAAUUAAAGAAGUUUAUUUUUUCUUUUUGUUUCCAGUUACUUUGAAUUAUUUUCUACUUCGAACAUAUUGCGCUGUAGGUCAAGUUCCAUUGCAUUGAUUGGCGUUUAGUUUUAGAACUCUAAGUAAAAAUCAACAUUUUCUCACAUUAUAUCGUUUUCAGUGAAUUUCGAUCAGUUUCGGUGGCAUACAAAAUCAAAACAAACAUGAGAAAUAUGCGGGUUUUCCACUAAACGGACAAAACAAAAAAAACACAAACUCGUGUCGAAUAAUACAAAACUGCAACCUUUCGCAAACCGUUUAAAGACUGGUGUGUUUUGAAACAGUUUUGUUUUUAAAUCCCGUUCGUAAGUGGUAACAUCAAAGGGUUUAGGUGUGUUUUAAAACUCGAGUCUGUGUAGUGAAAACGGCCAUGUUGUGUUUAUUAUUGUCGUCUUACUAGUUUGUAUACGAAUUUUGUACUAAAUUAGUUCUUUUGGCUCGGAUAUUUUCUCAACAUCACUCACACGUUUUAGUGGAACUUAAUAGAUUAUUUCUGAAGGUGGUAAAGUAGCAAAAAGCAGUGGACUGCUGAAUAGAUAUGUACCUUAAUAGAAGCCUUCCGGAAACAUAGACAUUUGUGGUACUCUAAGGACGGCAACUAUAAAAAUAAGAUUUAAAAAAUGGAUUCUUACAAAGAAAUUGUCCAAUUGUUUGACAACAACUGCAUAGAAAUUGAAAGAAAAAUUAAAACCUAUUUCACAAUAUCAACGGUGAAGAAGUAAGUAUAAAAAAUUAAGAAAUCUGGCGCAAAACAGAAUUUUACACCCAAGUGGUUUGGUCAUAAUGGAAUGAAUUGUAUGCAUAAGAAAAAUCCCUUUUUCCAAGGAAUUCAGUAUCGACCAGACACAUCCAAGAAUAAAAAACCUUCUCUAAACAUGUUGAUAUGUUAUUGAAGCAAAAAGAAUACUUGGGCUUCCUCAUGAAAAACAGUAGGAAGGGCCGACAAAAACAAAACUGGAACAAAAUGUAGUUCGCUUAAUGAAAACGAGAGUUUUAGUUUUGUUUCAGUUUUGUUUUUGUUUUUCGAGUUCUAGAAAACACAAAUAAAACAUAAACUCAAAACUGUCCUUGUAGUGGAAAAUCGCCAUUACGCAUUCCUUGCCAAUUCCCACAUUUUCAGCAAUUACACGAACACCUAACCGACUAUCAGAUUUCUAUUAAAAAUUUUUUGGUACGGUACAUCGGGGCAGGGCCCACUUAUGAGCCCUUCAGAUACUUAGCCCUCCUACGACGGAUGCUACGGCCUCCAUUGUAUCACCCCUAUCUUACGGACCAGAUCCUGGGCGAACCUGGCCUUCGGCCUUUCUGCUCAUAAUAUGUCACGUCAGAAUCAGCAGGGGCUGCAAUUCUGAGCUCCUGCCGAUGCCGCCCCGAACGUUAAUCCUUCAGCAACCUUAUGGCCUCACAGGAAGCCACAAGUUUUUUCAACGGUAACUAGAGAUGUUGAAAAAGUAUCUAUUCGUUACAAAGUACUCGUUACUUACGAAUACCGAAAGUAACGAUUACUAUAGAGAGAGUCAAAUCGUUACUUUGAUUACUCUGAUUACUUCGCACCAAUCGUAUCAGAGCGAGUAACGACUAUUGUAUCUACUUUGAUUACUCUGAUUACUUUGUUACUUCGUGCCAAGCGUAUCAGAGCGAGUAACGACUAUAGGGCUUUUCAUUCACAGUCAUUUGUUUCGAUCUCCUGUCAUAUGUUGUAUAAUCUGUGUAUAAUAUUAAUAUACACGAAUUUUACGACAUAUGACAGAAGCUCGAAACAAAUGACUGUGAAUGAAAAGCCCUAUUGUAUCUACUUUGAUUACUCUGAUUACUUCGUACCGAUUGUAUCAGAGCGAGUAACGACUAUUGUAUCUACAACCGGUACACUUGAUUACUUUUUACCAAUCGUAUCCCAGCGAGUAACGGACGGGACCGGUAUUUUACAAGUGUUAUCGAAUAUCGUUAUCGGUAUGAAGCGUUUUGAUGGUGUGAGAGUGAGGAGAAGGUAGAAGAUGAAAUAGAGGGAGGUAUAAUGGUAUACGUAAAAAUGUAAUGUAUGUCAUUAACAAAGAUCGAAUGCUAGAACAUUAUAUUUUUAUCUAGAUCUACGCCAUUUGCCGAUGUAGAUUAUAUAGUAGAUCUUGUUAUAUCGGAAUACCUAUACAAAAUACCUACCUACUGAGAAAUGCGAUUCUCGAUAUGAUUACCGCUACUCAAAUACAAAAGUAAUCAUAGUAAUCAAAGUGACGAAUACUGUAAAUGAUUACUUUAUACAAAAGUAACGAUUUGUAACGAAUACUCGAAAGUAUUUAUAAUCAACAUCACUAACGGUAACUCCCUCACCUGGCUCGGCUGCAUAAAGGCCGAUCCCAGGAUCUGCCACCUCUGAUAGUCCAAUGCCGGACACUUCCAGAGGACAUGUGAGGAGGUUUCAUCCUCCUCAUCACAUAGACGGCAUCGUGAGCCAUCCGCCAAUCCAAGCAGAUGAAGGUGCCGUCGGUGUCUACAGUGGUCGGUGAGAGCAUAUUGACCACCAGGGAGCAUCUUCUACGGCCUAGAAGAAGUUGGGCUGUGAGAUUUUUGGAUGGUCCCACUAUGUGGAGUCUAGCCUGUUUCAAACCUCCACAACUAGCUCAGAAGUCCUGGAACCUCCACAGAAAAAGCUCCUUGAGAUUACCCCGACCAGUACUGAAGGGUACCCCAAUUACAGGUUCGGGUCCCACAGGGAGAGUGGAUCAGUCCCGUCUUGCCAAAGCGUCAUCGUCAGCCCGUUCGUUUCUCUCUCCACCUGGGUGAUCCGGUAGGUAACUCUGUUGUGACAGCAACACCAUACAGUUGUUGCUCUCUUGCACUCAAGAACCAGCUUAGAGCUGACUUGUGCGCUUCCAAAGCCCUCAGGUAUUGUUAUAUUUUUGACGUUGAUGGGAUUUAAUCUUUUGUGACGUCUUUUCGGCCUAUCUUGAAAAAGCUUAAACCACUCAAAAGAAAUAGGUUCGUGUAUUAAACUUUAUUUCCUGCACAUUUCUUUCAUUAAGUUAUAAAUUUCAGUGGUUUGAUGGUAUGUUUUGCAUGUUUCUUAUCACAAUCCGUUGCUGCAUUCUUGCCCUUAACGUUUUUCCUGCGAUUGGAAUGAAGGGUGCGUCUAUUCGGGCUUGUUUAUGGAAGCGAGCUUUUGAUGUUUUUAAUAAAGCUCAUAAAUCUUUUUAUAGACCCUUUUUAGCUCAUGAAGUUUUUUCAUUGUGUAAAAAUCGAUUUACAAAUUUGGUAUACGAUUUUACAUUCAUUAUUCUCUCUAACAGCAAAACUUAGUAACUAAUAAUUAGAUUAUUAGGGACACCAAUAUUGUAAUAGAUGGGAAAUCAGGAUAUUAUUUAUAUGAAACGUAUGAAGGUAAAUUAUUGAAGUGUAAUUUAUAAUUUAGCACAAGUUUUAUUUAUUGUUAUGAACGUUUUUGAUUUUUUUGCUAUUCAUAUUAUAUUUAUAUAAAUUAUACAUUUGGUUUUUGUUUGAAAGAUGUGUAAUUGUUGUUGUUUUUAUUUAAUGCUAACGGUAUGAUCUGAAUGUGUUUUAAAAUCGCUCUCAACGCAAACACGAAUAUAUUUUUACAUAAUAACCAAUUAACAUCAUGUACUGGUUCGCUUUUGAACAUUAUUAAAUUAAAAUGUAUUAGUAAAA
Molecule: messenger RNA, 15756 nt
Organism: Diabrotica virgifera virgifera (western corn rootworm)
Lineage: Eukaryota; Metazoa; Arthropoda; Insecta; Coleoptera; Chrysomelidae
Product: choline-phosphate cytidylyltransferase A
Exons: 6
Coding region: 195-1298 (367 amino acids)
Biological process (GO): CDP-choline pathway
Molecular function (GO): choline-phosphate cytidylyltransferase activity; phosphatidylcholine binding
Source: RefSeq, a predicted model, not a curated record